AUGAAUGUGAAAGAUCAAUUAAAUAAAUUGGGAUGGUCAGUAAAAAUGGAAUUUUUCGAAGGAAAUCAACAAUCAUUUGAAUUUAUGAAAAAACAAUUACUUGAUAGUGAUAUACGGCACACCGGAGAAAAAUGUUUACCCGAAAUAACAAAACUUGAUCAAACAACAAAACCGUAUAUCAUCCAAUUGCAUAAAACUCGUAAUGUGACAGCACCAAAAGACAACGAAGGAUCAUCAAAUCGACCACAUCUCUAUCGAUUGACAAUAACAGAUGGACACGCUUUUCAAAAUGCAAUUGUUUUACCAUCAUUACGAAAUUUUAACUUCGACACACCACCAGGUGUUAAAAUUUUAUUAAAACAAAAGACCAAAGUUUUAAAUGGGUUUUAUAUAUUAAAUGAUCAAACCUGUGAAGUACUUGGUGGUACGGUAAAUGAACUUGUUCAUAAAUGGAAACUUAAUAAACUAAUGGGUAAACAUGUUCGAACAUUAAUUGGAGAAGGUGCACCCCCGCCAUGGGUACCAUUUGGUACUAGAAAUGCAUCAACAACUAAAGUUGACACGUCUAAACGUUCGAUGGAUGUAGCUAAAGUGCAACAAAAUACUGAAGAAGAUCCAGAAUUUGUUCGUCAACGUCGUGCUGCUAUUGAUAAUCUUCUUACUGGUCAAAAAUCAAAAACACAAACACUUGCUCAACAAAAUGUUAUGAACGGUAGAAAUGUAAAAAAAUGUUUUGAACAAACAAGUCAAAGAGUAGUCACUGAAAGACCAAAAACAGCAUCUGCAGCUCUUUCUUCAUCAACAGCUUCUAAUAAACCAUCGAAUAUGGCAGCAUCGGUUGAAGCAAUUAAAGCUAAUAGUCGAUUACCAGAAUGGGCGAAAAAUCAAAUAGCAGAUGAACCUACAGCUGAAGAUAAACGACGAGGGCAAUCAGAUCGUAAACCACCUUCUAAACCUGGCUUUGACGAUGAUGAUAGUCGACCAAGACGUGGCGGAGGUUUUGGACGUAAUCGACGUGGUGGUCGAGGACGUGAUGAUGAUGAUGGUGGUGAAGAAACACGUCCAAGUAAAGAUGUAACUUUAUUCGAUUUUUUUGGAGCGAAACCAGCUUCUUUAACACAAAAAGCCCAGUCAAAACCUCAAAAGAUCGAUCCAAAACCAAAGUAUAUUCCCGCUCCUACUGUCGCUGCUGCUGCUGCUAUUGUUGCUUCUAAUCAAUCGCAAGUAUCAAGUGCUGUUAAUAAACAAAUCUUCGAAUUUGAAGUCGGCGAUCAAGUAUUAGCUCGAUACUAUGAAGAUAAUGAAUAUUAUCCUGCUAUUGUAAUGAGCAUUAUGUACGAAACUCAAAAAUGUUCAAUUAUGUAUGAAGGUUUUAAUGAGCCGGAAAACUUGAAUUUCGAUGAUAUUGAACCAUACGAAGAAGGAUAUUACGACGAACAAGGCGAAUAUGCACAAGAACAACAACCACCACCGCCGUCGACGUCAUCACAACGAAAUAAUCUGACUCCUCAAUAUCAACAAGCAUCUCAAUAUGGUCAAUCAGGUUAUGGUUAUUACAAUCAACAACGUGAUAAUCAAAAUCGAAAUCGUCCCAAUUCAAGUCGAGGUUAUCCACAACAACAACAACAACAACAACAGCACUAUCCUAAUCAAUACAAUAAUAAUAACUAUUAUUAA
Molecule: messenger RNA, 1677 nt
Organism: Rotaria socialis
Lineage: Eukaryota; Metazoa; Rotifera; Eurotatoria; Philodinida; Philodinidae
Source: the annotation of a GenBank genome assembly